AGUAAUGAUUAUGCGCAUGCGCCAGAUUCAACUUCCUGUCAGAAGAAGGAAGCGAGGAGGAGGGCGUAAAAAAUUGUUGUCCCACCCUUUUUAUUUAGUUUUUUAACUGAAUUAUUGUAUGCUGUCAUCUAGGAUUGUACAAGAUGGCGUUUAUGAGAAAGAGUAAAUUCCGUCACGUGUUUGGCAAACCUUUGAAAAAAGACGAUGGGUAUGACAACAUUCGAAUCACUAAAAAUAGCUGGGAUUCUCCUUUUUGUUCAGUUAAUCCAAAAUACAUCGCAAUCAUCACAGAAUCAGCUGGUGGCGGCUCAUUCAUGGUACUGCCGCUAAAACAGACUGGCCGUGUGGAGAUGAACCAGCCAGUAGUGGACGGACAUAAGGGCCCAGUACUGGACAUAGCGUUUUGUCCACACAAUGAUGAUGUCAUAGCCAGCUGUUCUGAGGACUGUACAGUCAAGGUGUGGGCGAUCCCCGAGGGUGGACUCACUCGUAACCUCACGGAGCCCGUUGUUGAGCUCAUCUCUCACAUCAAACGAGCCUGCAUUGUAAAAUGGCAUCCCUCUGCUCAAAACAUUCUUCUGAGUGCUGGUGCUGAUUCAAAGAUAUGUAUUUGGAAUGUAGGAACUGGUGAACUUUAUGUAGAAAUAAACCUUCCUGAUCUAAUCUAUUCAGCCAGCUUUAGCUAUAAUGGAGAUAAAUUUGUCUGUACCUGUAAGGAUAAGAUUCUUAGAGUCAUGGAUUCACGCACAGGAAAAGUAAUUAAGGAAACAAAUGGGCCCUGCCAUCAGGGAUCUAAGCCAGCACAAGCCCUGUUCCUCAAGCAUGACAAAGUCUUCACCACAGGAUUCUCCAGGAUGAGUGAGAGACAGUAUGCAUUGUGGGAUGCGAAAACCCUGGAACAAGAGAGCAUGGAUGAGAUAGACCAGGCCAAUGGAGUGUUAAUGCCAGUGUAUGACUGUGAUGUAGAGAUGAUCUACCUCAUAGGCAAGGGAGACAGUAUUAUCCGGUACUAUGAAAUCACAGACGAGGCCCCCUACGUCCACUACUUAUCACUAUACCAAUCAAAGGACCCCACCCGAGGGUUUGGUGUCAUGUGUAAGAGAGGCCUAAACAUCAAUAAUUGUGAAAUCAUGAGGAUUUACAAAUUGCUGAACACUGGACAAGUAGAAGUUAUUCCAUUCACAGUUCCAAGAAAAUCUGAGCUCUUCCAAGAUGAUAUUUACCCUGACACAGCUAGUGAUCAGCCAGCAAUCAGUGGAGAGGACUGGUUUAGAGGUGCUAGUGCAGACCCAGUACUGGUUUCUUUGAAAGAUAUGUUUGCAUCAGAAAUGAAGGAACCUGCUAAAGUUGUUGUCAAAUCAAAUAUUUUGGAUAAAAAAGUGCCAGCCACCCCCUCCCGGAGGUCGGCCGAUGUGGCCCCCACACAGCCCAAGGUGGCCUCCACACCUGCAGCCCGCCCCGCCUCUGAAGCGGCACCUGCUGCAGCGGGGGCUGGAGUAGAACUACCUCCUGGUGUGAGUAUACAAGCCUUGUUGGAUGAAGUGAAACAAUUAAAGAAAACCGUCAAAGAUCAAGACAAGAAACUCAAGGACUGCGAGGAACGGUUGUCUGCCCUUGAAAAACGCAAUAUGGAGGACGAAGUCGCAGAUAAGGAUUAAACAAAUGAAGAAAAUAAAACAGAUGCACCAGAACUCCAUAUCUCUGAUUUUUUUUUUUUUAGGAAUAGCCAAAUCAUAAGCAAUAAAUAGGCAGUGAUCUUUGAAUGAAUGUUGCCAUAAAAACGAUAAAAUUGUCAUCACCAAUACUCAUUAUCAUUUAAUUUAUGUAUUUGUACAUGUUCUUUAUGUACCUGACCAGUCCGAAUUUACGGUUCAUUUUGUCUCUAAUUUUUUUGUUUCCCUUCCUCAACAAAUACAAACUUUCGGAUGUUCUAAAACUUCUUAUAUUAUUUUGUGUUAUUGUUCAAAUGUUUGUCUUUUAAUGUUUUUAACCCCCUAAAAAGGAUUGUUUAUUUUUUUCAUCUUUCAGUAUUUCAGAAUAAUGUAUUUGUUUUUUUUAUUUCUGUAAAUCUGUUAACUACAUUUUUCGUAAUUUGAAAUCCAGUGUAAUAAUAGGAUUCACAGAUAUUGUAUCAAUAGUCAGUACUUACCUAUAAGAGUUCUCAUUUGAUUUUUUUAACAGUUUGAUGUUCUAUAUAUGACAGAGAAUUUUUUUUAUAAAGACAGAAAACAUUUAUUGGAUUGAAGGAUUGGAUUAACAUCAGUGCAUGCAAUUUCCAAUACUUUUUUUGAGCAUCUGUAUGCAGAAUUUUAUCAAUAUAGCUGUUGUAUUAAAAGGCAGCAAAUAAGCUAGGAAAUUUUAUACCUAAAGUUGAUACUCUGGAAUAGGAAAAAAAAGUAAAUAUACAGUAUUAACAUUUAUGGUACAUCAGUUUAUUGGUUAAUUUUCUUUAUAAUGCUCUGUAGAAAUAUGUUGGCAGGCAUACAUGAGAGAAUUUUUUUUUGACCUUAUGUAAACUAUUUUGUUUGGCUAAAAUUAUUAGUUUUUUGUGAAGUGCUGGGCAUGGCUGCUUUUUGUUUUUGUGCAGGUUUACGAAGUGCUGCAAAUGAAAUUGACUUUCCCAAACUAUCUUCCUUUGUAAAUAGAUGGCUUAUGUGAAGAUUUUUUUCUUUCACAUUCCAGGAGUAAAUCAUGAAGGGGGGUGUUGUCACUGAAGGAGAUAGCUAAUGAAAGAAUUUCUGACAUUUUAGGGUAGAAAAGCUCAAACUGCCAAAUCCCAAAUUAUUUAAAGCAUGACUUAUUCUUGUAUGUAUUGCCUAACAUUUUGUAUUUUAGUAAUUAUUUUUAAUGGGACAAUAAGCCUCUUUUUGAUUUUGCUUUGAAAUGGUCUUCACAGUGGUGUGUAUGGCUGUUUGACAUAGCUACAUCUAGUUGACAAUGGGUCCCACUCUCUUGCAUUCCACGUUAUUGUGUAUAAAUGUGUGCUUUCUGUGUUGUUCUCAUCCUAAUUCAUUGCUACUUAUA
Molecule: messenger RNA, 3024 nt
Organism: Saccostrea cuccullata (small rock oyster)
Lineage: Eukaryota; Metazoa; Mollusca; Bivalvia; Ostreida; Ostreidae
Product: coronin-1C-like
Exons: 11
Coding region: 144-1658 (504 amino acids)
Biological process (GO): actin filament organization
Molecular function (GO): actin filament binding
Source: RefSeq, a predicted model, not a curated record